Messenger RNA from Symbiodinium sp. CCMP2592, 2853 nucleotides. The record is from the annotation of a GenBank genome assembly. Lineage: Eukaryota; Dinophyceae; Suessiales; Symbiodiniaceae.
AUGAAUGACCAAUCCAAACAAGAAAAGCGUGCUCUUGGUCUGACCACCAAGAUCAUCGGUGCAACCUUUGCGAUCAUGAUUCUGGUGGUUGCUGUGAACUAUGUCGUAUUCCUGAACGGAUAUCGAACUGAUGCACAAGCCGCGAUGAUGGAUCGAGCUUCAGCCUUUACAGCUGUAGCGGACGAAGCAAAGACGGAUGCAUCGGAGAAGUUUAUCAAUGGAGAAGUGAAUGUUGACAAGCUUCUCGAUGAUGCAUUCGAGAUCAUGGACUCUGGAGGACACUAUGCGGAUACGCGUUACUUCGCCUCCAUUCCUGUCGUCGUCGGCUGGAAUACCGGAUUGAAAGCCGCUGCGAAAGAGGGGAUGGAUUUCACAGUGGUUUCACUCGAAGCACGGAAUCCGGACAAUGCCCCGAAGACCGCGUUCCAGAAUGAGAUGAUUCGUGAUCUCACUGAUCAGUACGAUUCGACAGGCGAAACUGUGCUUGGUCGCAUCAAUGAAGAAACCAAUACGAUGCACUACAUGCGAGCGAUCACACUCGACGAGUCAUGCAUGUCGUGUCAUGGAGAUCCGGCAAAGUACGACGAGCGUGAUGAAGAAGGCAACUUUGACGGAAAGGAUGCGCUCGGAUUCCGUUAUGAGAACUGGCCGGUAGGGUACAUGCACGGCGCCUACGAAGUCCAAAUGCCUCUGGAAAUCGUGGAUGCACAGGUCGGUGGGUUCUUCAAAAAAGGCAUGCUCUUUACACUCCCGUUCAUCGUGAUCGGUGGAUUUGGACUGGCAUUCUUGCUGCGUCAGAUGCUCUCGAAGCCGCUCAAUGCAACCAUCGCGAUGGUCAAAGAUAUCGCGACGGGAGACGGUGACCUGACGAAAAGACUGGAUAUCAAGCGUCAAGACGAGAUCGGAAAGCUCGGCCACUGGUUUGACCUGUUCAUGGGCAAUCUGCACUCCAUCAUCUCUCAGCUGAGCAACACAUCGCAAGCGGUUGCGUCCGCAUCAACUCAGAUCGCCGCGUCCGCAGAGGAAAUGGCGGUCGGACUUCAGACUCAGGAGCAGCAAACACAGCAGGUCGCCGCGGCGGUUGAGGAGCUCUCCCAGUCAGUAAAUGAAGUAGCCGCGAAAUCGUCUGACGCCACCUCAGCGUCUGCAGACAGUCAGCACCAAGCGGAAGAAGGCGGUGCAAUCGUCAGCUCCACAGUCGAAGAAAUGCAAGGCAUCGCUCGCGAAGUCCAAGGCAGCGCCGAGACCAUCAACACCCUGGGUCAGAAGAGCGAGACGAUUGGUGAGAUCAUCGCGGUCAUCAACGACAUCGCAGAUCAGACCAAUCUGCUCGCUCUGAACGCAGCGAUCGAGGCAGCUCGAGCAGGAGAGCACGGGCGUGGAUUUGCUGUGGUUGCUGAUGAGGUCCGUAAGCUCGCAGAGCGGACCACGGAAGCGACAAAGGAAGUCUCCCAGUCCAUCCUUGGGAUCCAGACUGAAACUUCUUCUGCUGUCCAACUGAUCGAAGCGGGAUCGCAGCGAGUCGGAAAGGGUGUCGAACUCGCGACACAAGCUGGAACUGCUCUGGAGUCCAUCGUUGGAGGCUCAAAGAGCGUACAAGGCAUGGUCCAAGACAUUGCUGCAGCCGCCAAUGAGCAGUCCGCAGCGACGGGCGAGAUUGCCAGGGCUGUCGAGGGGAUCAACUCCGUCACGCGUCAAUCUUCGGAGGGAGCUUCUCAAGCUGCUCAAGCCGCGAGCGAUCUGGCGCACCAAGCGGAGCAGCUCCAAGGUCUGGCACAAGUGCCGAAGGAUGAAGACUGUAUGGCUCACUCGAACUCCGCAAAGAAGCGUAUCCGUCAGAACAUGAAGCGUCGUGCUCUCAACCGCUGGCGUCUCCGCACUAUGCGUACCGCUAUCAAAGAUUUCGACGAGAGCAUCGCAGGUAACGGCGAUGCAACCGCGGCAUACCGCAAGGCAGCAGCGAUCGUAGAUCGGACCGCUCAGAAGGGUGUCAUCCAUAAAAAUCAAGCCGCUCGUCGCAAGAGCCGGAUGAAUGCUCGACUCAAAGCUCACAAACGAGCAUCCAAGAUGCUCCCCAACCAAGCCGGGACCAGCAGUGAUCGGCCCAUCUUGGCGCGGGACAGCUACUUCUCUAUAUCAAUGCGCCCACUCCCGAUGUUGCUGUUUCUGCUCCCCAUCAUUGUGAUGUAUGAGCUUGGAUCGAUGGGGGUUUUCGGCCCAGUUGGUAACUCGCUCGAAGCACAUCAAAUGCUGGUUCGUUUCUUCAAUGUGUUUGGUGCUGCCGGACUUCAUCUCCCAGCUCUGGCGCUGGUGACCAUGUUGCUCAUACAACAUGUGUUGAGUAAAGAUCCGCUUCGAUUCUCAGUCGGGGUCUGGCUCAAAAUGAUCGCUGAAUCUGCGUUUCUCACAGGCCCAUUGAUCGUGAUGGUCAUGCUGCUCAAGCCGAUGGGGGUGGGUGGGGGUGAGAUGGUCAUCCAAGCCGCACCAGUUGAGGGGUCGCAGGCGAGUAUGGUCAUGCUCGCAUUCGGAGCAUCGUUGUACGAAGAGAUGCUAUUCCGAUUAGUAUUGAUCACGAUGAUCCAUUUCCUGGUCUCCGAUGUGCUCGGAUUCAGCGAGACCAAAGGAUUUAUUGCUGGCUUGAUCCUCUCCUCAUUGGUAUUCGCUUGGCAUCACGAUCAGAUUUUUAUGCUCGACGGAUCGAUCAAUUUCAAGCUCGCAUUCUUCUACUUUCUCGCCGGGAUGUACUUCGGAUUGCUGUUUCUGAUGCGUGGGCUGGGAAUCGCGGUGGGUGUGCACCUGUUUUAUGACCUCUUGGUGCUGGUCAUCAUCCCGUCGUUUGAGCAAGGGUCCUGA